Messenger RNA from Strongylocentrotus purpuratus (purple sea urchin), 891 nucleotides. Its product is annotated as alpha-1A adrenergic receptor-like. The record is from RefSeq and is a predicted model, not a curated record. Gene Ontology annotation, biological process: G protein-coupled receptor signaling pathway. Gene Ontology annotation, cellular component: membrane. Lineage: Eukaryota; Metazoa; Echinodermata; Echinoidea; Camarodonta; Strongylocentrotidae. Gene Ontology annotation, molecular function: G protein-coupled receptor activity. The transcript has a single exon. Bases 1 to 891 code for a protein of 296 amino acids.
AUGACUUAUCUCUGCCGGCACGAGGUCCGAGCGACGGGAAAUUGGUUUACUAUGACGACGUUUGUCGUCGGUGAAAUUAUCUCCUGCGUCACUUAUCCGAUACAGAUGUUGGUGGACAUAUUCAUCAUCGAUAAUAACCCAGCAUGUUUCAUUGCGAUGUCGAUGGACAUUUUGUUCGGGAUCUGCUUUACAUUGAACGUCCUGGCUCUGACAGUGGAGCGCUAUAUUUCGAUUUGCAAGCCUCUACGAGCACCGACUAUGCUCACCCAACGUCGCAUCGGCACUGUCAUUCUGGCUAUCUUCAUUUACGCAGUAUUUGUGGCUAUGUUCAUCCCUCUGGCCACACCAAUUGGCUUCAAAGGAGACAUUUCUGAAGUGGCGAACGGUUGUCGAGUAAGCUCAGUCAUUCCAAAUCGCCAAUACGUCUCUUUCGUGUUUGCCAACUUUCUUUUGCCUAUUCCCGUCAUGAUCAUUAUAUACUGCCGCAUCUAUCACGUUGUGCGUCGACAUAUUCGUGCUGUUGCGGAUCUUACCGUAAUCCAACCCCAAUGCGAAUCGGGUGAUCCCUCUGUAGCCGGAGCUGCCGCCGAGAAGAAUCGCCGAAUGUGGAAACGCGAGGUCAAGUCUGCUGUGCUCCUCUUCGUCAUCGUCAUCAGCUUCACCAUCUGCUGGUUACCGUUUGUGGUAUUCAUCCUCAUUCGAUCCUUCAAUAGUGUUGUAAGUCCAUUGGCCUAUGGUUUUAUACAUGCAGUUGUCUUCAGCACUGUAGCCAUUAAUCCGAUCGUCUACGGUUUUGGCAACAAGACGUACCGACAGGCAAUAAGUUCCGUUUUCUGUGGCCCAUUGAUGAAAAUGUUCAAUCUUGAUAGUCCGGUGAAUGUGAACAUAUAG